AUGCUUUUGGUCCUUGGCCCACCCAUCGGUCCCAAUGCUUUUGGUCCUUGGCCCAUCGCUUUUGGCCUCGUGUACAUUAAAUGUAAAUCACAAUAUGUAUUAUCAGAUGCAGGAGCUGAGGAUGAUGAAACCAAAGAUCCGAAUGUCUCAAAACUGGUUGGUGGUACAAAACGGCGGGUUGUAUCCAACCCAAAGACAUCGACGAAUCCAAAGCCUCCAGCCAAGCAACCUAGGACGGCUUCUACAAACAGCUCAAGCACCAUUGUUUUGUCCUCUGACAAUGAGGUGGUAAUCACAAAGGUUACCCAAGGCUCCACUAAGAAAGAUCAAAAGCAGAUCCAACAAAUGAAAGUACUCACAUUGUGCCCAUUAUCAACCGCAAAAAUACCUGCAAGUGAUGCAAGACGAUUUGGCUGGAGAGUGGUCGUGUUAGAUUGGCAGAAGCUCACUGGGCUGCUGCAACUUGCAAGGACAAAACUUACAAUCUCACAAAAACUACUCAGUUGA
Messenger RNA from Melampsora larici-populina 98AG31, 507 nucleotides. RefSeq lists its product as uncharacterized. The coding region runs from base 1 to 507 and encodes 168 amino acids. The record is from RefSeq and is a predicted model, not a curated record. The transcript is spliced from 3 exons. Lineage: Eukaryota; Fungi; Basidiomycota; Pucciniomycetes; Pucciniales; Melampsoraceae.